AUGAGAACUGGCUUCUUUGUCUCCUGCCGUCUGAACAAAGAGACCAAAGGACUAAAAGAAGUGGUUGGAAAGCUAGAGGGGCUGAUUGAGACCCCAAAGAAAGAUACUGCAGGAAAAAGCAUUCGAAAGAUUCUUGAAGAGGAAAUUGAAGAAUAUAAAAGCUCAACAAAGUUUCGCAAACACGAUGGAUACAGAUGUAUUCUGUUCCUAGAGAACCGAAGUAGUGAGUCGUCUUCAGCACUAUUUUCCAAGCUUCGGGAAUCAGAAACGAGAUUUGAAUAUGUACUCCCUAUAAGGCCUCUGGAAGAAUUCUUCCGGUUUGAUGAAGGGAAAGUUCUGGAAAGCAUUAGAGGGCUUGAUGAAAACAAGAGCUAUAAAAUCAUGUAUGAGGGAAGAAUGUGCCACCCAGAUACAAAGGAAAAGGUCUUCGACCUCAUAACAGGAAACCUUUCUCUAAAGGUCGAUCUCAAGACACCUCAUUAUAUCAUCGCAGUCCAGGCAUUCAAAAACAAUCUGGGAAUUUCUGUUAUAGAAAAUGAAAGAGAAAAUUUUAACUUUUCGGCUACAUGA
This is a messenger RNA of Encephalitozoon intestinalis ATCC 50506, 570 nucleotides long. RefSeq lists its product as uncharacterized. The record is from RefSeq and is a predicted model, not a curated record. The transcript has a single exon. Bases 1 to 570 code for a protein of 189 amino acids. Gene Ontology annotation, biological process: tRNA modification. Lineage: Eukaryota; Fungi; Microsporidia; Unikaryonidae. Gene Ontology annotation, molecular function: RNA binding.